Messenger RNA from Varanus komodoensis (Komodo dragon), 5387 nucleotides. It is a transcript of the gene ELOA, whose product is annotated as elongin A. The transcript is spliced from 11 exons. NCBI's taxonomy places the organism in Eukaryota, Metazoa, Chordata, Lepidosauria, Squamata, Varanidae. Gene Ontology annotation, biological process: transcription elongation by RNA polymerase II. The record is from RefSeq and is a predicted model, not a curated record. Gene Ontology annotation, cellular component: nucleus; elongin complex. Gene Ontology annotation, molecular function: protein binding. Bases 1087 to 3381 code for a protein of 764 amino acids.
AAAAUCUUGGCAGCUGAAAUAUCUAGGCACCACAUGGGUGAAUUUGGGCAAUCGCUUCCUAUAUGAUAGCUUGUCAAAUGUACCUGUGACUAUGAGGGACACUGGGGUAGCCUGUAAUGUCCUAGCAAGUGGUAAGGUGAGUGCUGCUGCUUCACUGCUUUGCUGGCCUUGUGAGUGGGUGCAGAUGUGUGCAAAAAUGACUGUGUCUGUGGCAAGUUUGGAAACCAGCAAGACAAGCAGAGAUUCCACUGCCAGGACUAACUCAAGAUAUUCUGUUGUUCUAGGGGGGGAAAUAAUCUUGCUGUCCCCUAUCAUGCCCCACUGCUUUGUUCUGCGUGGAGAUGAGAGGGAUAUUACUGCCCCUAGAGCGUCUUCUCUUGCUUCAUAGGUCAUCAAAGGGCUACUGUUGGGGAAAUCAUAUCAGUUGGUACACGUGUCGUCCUGAGGCCUCCAGUGUUUGUCAUAGUAGUUCAAGGUCCUCCCAAAUUCUGACCCUCCAGGCAGUCCCUGGUUUUGUCUGUAGGGUUGGCCUGGCCCAGUUCACUCCAGAGGAUGGACUUUGGUGUGCUCUGUUCUGCCUGCCUGUUGUCGCAUGGUUUGUACCAGAUUCUCCCUCUUAUUUUCCUCCACUUGCUCCAUCUUUUAGAUAAACUCUGUGUGCUUUUUCCCCUGUUCUUCCCAUCAUGAAACCCUGAAUCCAGGUGCAGUAUAAUCCAUGAAAGUUUAUGCCACAAUAAAUGUGUUGGUCUUUGUGGUACCAGAAAUAUUUUAUUCUCUUUGCUUCAACAAAUGUGGCUUCCUCUUUAGAUAUAGUUGCAGACUACUUCAUGGCCGUAUUUUUCUUCAAGGACUUGUUUUCAAAGCUGUCAGUUCCCCUUUUCGUGGGAAAAUACUGAAAUAGCUGGUGGCAGAAAAGAAGAAAGAACUGAGAACUGGGUCUUCGGCCAGGAGGCUUGUGGGUAUAAUGGUAAAAGAAAUUUGCUAGGGAAACAGAAAAUGAUCACAGGAAGCCCUGCUCACCAACCCCCAUCACCUGAUUCUUUACAGGAAUGAUUUUCAAGUUUUCACGAGUUUUUGUCCACAACCAUGAGGACUAGAAUCUCUUCCAUGGCAGUGCUGCUGAAGAGUUUGAAGAGGCUUUCUGAGUUGCCGAUGACAGUUGAUAUCCUUCUGGAGACUGGGGUGGGGAAGACAGUGAACGGUUUACGGAAACAUGAACAAGUUGGGGAGUUUGCCAGGAGCUUGGUGGCGAGGUGGAAGAAGCUGGUGCCUGUUCCGCAAGAAGCAGAGCGGCAUAACCUUGAACCUGAAGAGCGUAGUUAUGACCGAAACAUCUCUAGAAAGCGGCCACGAGAGUCGUCCCCCAAAGAGGAUGAAGAGGUUGAGCAAGGCUACUCAAAAGUGUACCAGCCUUCCUGCAGCCAGCCAUACGAGCCAGAGUAUGAAGCAAAAAAGGCCAAGAGAUAUUUGGAGCCCGAGAAAAGCCAUCAAACUGUGACUUACGGUGUUUCGGAGGGUAGGGCAUGGGGCAGAGAGUCCCCAGUGCUUUCCUCUGACCAGGAAUAUUCUGACUAUGGACAUGCUGUCUCACCUGAGCCUAGCGAGAGCCCUCAGGAACUGUACCUGGGCCACUGCAGAGCUGAGGAACAGGAGAGGGAGCAGAAAUCCCUGAACCGGAAGGCCAGUAAAGGCCAUGGCUUGCAGGACCGGCCGGAGGGUGGUCACAGUAGGAACCUCAGUGACCCCCAAGACAAAACCAGCUCAAGUCGGAGCAGAGAGCACAAGUCUUCUCACAAGGAGAAGCAACGGACAGAUCCCAAGGGGGAGGAGCGGGUUCCGGAUUUGACAGAGAGACCACAUAAGGGCUCUUCUAAGGAGCCCCUCAGAGAAGCUGCUUUGACAGGCGGCGGCACAGAAAGGCUGAAGGCCUGGAACAGCAGCAAGCGGGAAAAGAAACGGGAAGGCGGGGGCAGCGGUGUCAAGAAGGAGAGGCCUCACUUUGACCCAGAGGAGGCGCCUGAUGGCUUUGUGAAGAAGCAAAAGCUGCAGGAUCCGGAGCGACUCAAGCCAGAGAAGGUGAAGCUCAGCUCGGAGGUUUUGCUCGGAGAACGGGAGAAACGGAAGCCAGAAGUGGAUUCCUUUGGUAAGAGUAAGGAGAAGAAGGCUUCUGGCAGUGAAAGAACCCCGGAGGGCAAACCCAAAGCGUCAGAGUUAGGCAAAAGAGCAGCACCCUUUUCUCCUCCGAAACUUGGGGAGGCAGAGCUGGAGGAUGAGUACGAGCAGCCAGCAAUGUCCUUUGAGUCGUACCUGAGCUAUGACCAGCCUCAAAAGAAAAGGAAGAAAAUGGCAGCCAAGCCUGCAGCUUCUGUCCCGGAAAAAGACAAAGGGCACAGCAAGCAGAACGGCUCCAAGUCAAGCGCCAAAGGCUGUGACUCCAGCCGGAAGGCCCACAAGUCAGCAAGUGAGCGGAAGCAGCCGGGGUCCUCCAAACCAAAAAAGAGCUUCGUUGAUGUGGUGCCAACACUCCCAGACAUCCCCUUGCCCCCAAUCCAGGCCAACUACCGCCCACUUCCUUCACUUGAGUCGAUACUUCCCACACAGCCAAAGAGGAAAGCACUGUCCUCCCCCACCGAGGAAGACGAGGCCGGCUUCACGGGCCGCAGGCUGAAUUCCAAGAUGCAGGUGUACUCCGGCUCAAAGUCAGCCUAUCUUCCAAAGAUGAUGUCUCUGCAUGAACAGUGCAUCAGAGUCCUCAGCAAUAGCAUUGACUCAAUCUAUGAAGUGGGGGGUGUCCCUUACUCUGUACUGGAACCGGUCUUGGAGCGAUGUACCCCAGAGCAGCUGUACCGCAUUGAGGAGUGCAAUCAUGUUUUAAUUGAGGACACAGAUCAGUUGUGGCACAAUCACUGCAUCCGGGAUUUCAAGAAGGAGAAGCCAGAGGAGUUUGAGUCAUGGAGGGAGAUGUACUUGCGGCUGCAUGAUGCCCGGGAGCAGCGGCUGCUCAUGCUGACGGAGAAUAUCAGAUCGGCUCAUGCGAAUAAACCCAAAGGCAGAGUAGCUAAGAUGGCCUUUGUCAAUUCAGCAGCUAAGCCACCUCGGGAUGUGCGAAGAAGGCAAGAGAAAUUUGGAACUGGAGGAGCUGGAGUCCCAGAAAAGAUCAAGAUAAAACCAGUGUUCUUCACGCCAGCUAAAAGCAGCACCAUACACACAGAAGAAGAUCAGUCCUACGAUGGGCCAAGUACCAGCAGUGGCCACUCGGGUCCAUCCCUGGGCAGCAGCUCCUUAGCUAGUUAUGACCCCAGGAAGCCUCCUGUGAAGAAAAUUGCACCUAUGAUGGCAAAGACUAUUAAAGCAUUCAAAAACAGAUUUUCACGGAGAUAAAGGCACCCAUGAGUGAGCAAGCAAGGGAUUCAUCUCUCCUCUCUGAUGGAAGCAGUGCUUGGGGAAAAUGGGGAGGGGUUGGGGCGGUGAAGAAUCCUCUGAACUCAAGACCAACAGCACAGUAUUGUUCAAAUCUGCCCUCCAGUUUAUUCCUCUGCUCAUACAACCUGGUCUGUCUGCCCAGUGUUUUAAAAAUGUGAAAUAUCAGCUCUUGCUGAGAUGAGAAGGUGCAUAGACUGCAGCUCUUUCUUCAGCCCCUUUCUCUCUCUCUCUUUCUCCCUCCAAAUUCUGGAAUGGAAAGAAAUAUACCUCCUUCCUUUACUUGCAGUGUUCUUUAUUCAGGCCCCAUGUAAGGAUCCACAUCCAUUCUGUUGUCAAGUUUGGAGGAGUCUCUUUUUGCAGAAACGGUUACAAAGAAAGGCUUGGCUAUGGUUCUGGCUGCUGCUUUUGUUUGGAAUCCCAGGACCCAAGAACAUGCCAGAGGCUUGCCGAUCCUCCACUGGGUCAUCUCUCAAGUGUCGCUUUCUCAUCCGUCUGUUCUUAAAUACCCCAGCUUUCAAACUUUCCUUUUGCUCUUAAAGUCUUUACGUCAGAUAGACAUCAAUUUGGUCCUGCUACAUAUGGAAACUGGGACUUUCAGGUGGGAAUCUAGUUUCUCCCUUCCAUUCAUUUGGCCAAAACAACCAUUUACAAACACCUCCCACUUCUCAGUUUUAAAUGCAUAGGAAACAGCACAGAAUUUGAAGGGUGGCUGAGGGACUCAGGUGGAGAGGGAAGUGUAACUGCACAAAGCUAAAUUUUACAUACUCAUCUAAACUUUAAAUUAAUUUCUGUGACUGAAAGCUACAUUUAUUUUUUAAAUGAAUAGGAAAGUUUUGGGAUCCUCCCCUAGUUAAAAACAAGAAGCUUUAGAUUGAAGCCAACAAUUCCACUUUCAGUUCUGGUUGGAAAGUAUUUUCUGAUUUUUAAAACAACAACUGGCACUUUAAUUCCCCCAUUCCCUACGAAGAACUUCAGGGGUGACAUUAAUCAGUUUUUCAGUCUCUUUUUGGUUCUCUUUACAUCAAGCUUCUGGAUGGAAGAUGAUGAAACCUAGAAGUCUUGGAUGAUGCUUGCUCUUGGAAGGAGCUCCGGUCCAAAGAGGCAGAAUCCUUCUUGUUUUGCAACAGUGCCAUCUGCAACUAAGCUGAGGUUUAAAGCAGCCUUUUGCCACAGGAAGAGGCCAAGGGACAGCAUGCUGAAAGUCACCCCUGCCUCUUAUCGACAGGGGAAGAGUUUGAGGAAACUACAUUUCUUGGGCACUACUUGUUUUAGUGCUGGAAGGGAUCCUCAGUGAAAAAUGCUACUUAUGCUGAAGGUGAUGAAGGGGGCUGUGGGUAUGUGUGGGGAAGGACAAAACUGGUUUUAGAAGGCUCAAUGGUGUGUUUUUCUUGGUGCCAAGGCUGAAUGACCUUUGACUAAGACAGCUUAUGGAGGAUUCUGACCUUUUCUGAAGAUCGUGGAAGGGGAAAAGGAAUUCUUCCAAGUGGCUUUUCAAUGCCAUCCUUAUAAACUCUAGCCAUUGGUAAUAGUGACAGUAGCUGGAAAGGCCGUGCUACCUUUUAAAAUAGAGAAUUCCUCAGUACAUGGGACUGGAGGGGACCUGGAAGUGUGUGCCAUGCAGGGUGUGAAAACCCUCUUGAUGUUCUUUGACUGAUCUAAUAAACAAUGUCCCUUGAAGAUCCAACUCUUUUUAUAUACAUAUAAGAAUUUUAAUUGAUGGUGUUUGAAAAUGGGGCUCUUGGUCUUUUUCACGUUGUUUGAAGUUGAUGAUAAAGUCCCCAGAAGCUUAAUGACAUCGUGUAGCAUUUCAAGGUGUGUUGUGUAUUGGAUUUUUAAAAAAUCAUGCUUUUGCUGUAUUUAAUUUUACUGUAUUGAUUUAGUUAAUUAUAUAGUACUCUUCUGCCAACUGUUGUACUUAGUGUAUUUUCUCCUUUUAUACUGGGGAUAAGUUGACCAGGAGGGGU